UGUCCGGAAGUAAACAGACCGCAGCGCUUCAUAUAUAAACACAUUUUAUGUGAUAUCUAUUUAAUUAUCCGAGUAAAUUUUAAAUAAUUUGUAACCUUUGUAAAGUCAACAGUCUGCGGUUGAAUCGGACGCAUUAAUGACUCUGAACAGGCCCGAACAACCCUCGCUGUGCACUUGACAACGCUGUAAAGAAUAAUGAUUACCAUUAAUUAUUGAUUGACUAAUUGAUUGUUGUUUCGCUCCGGUUUGGUUCGGGAUGGCUGGUUCGGGUUUCGCUCCGCCGAAGCUCAAGGAUUUUAUUCUCACCGAGAAAUUGGGAAGCGGCACAUAUGCGACAGUUUAUAAAGCUUUCAGAAAAACUGACAACAGGGAGGCAGUGGCUGUGAAAGUGGUCAGUAAGAAAAGUCUCAAUAAAACCUCCAUGGAAAAUCUGCUGACAGAAAUUGAAAUCCUGAGAACAGUUCGCCAUCCUCACAUUGUGCAGCUCAAGGAUUUUCAGUGGGACAGCGAUAAUAUCUAUCUGAUUCUGGAAUGGUGUUCAGGAGGAGAUUUGUCCUGUUUUAUCCGCAGUCGUCGGAUUCUUCCAGAGAGAGUGGCCCGUCGCUGCCUUCAGCAGAUCGCGUGUGCUCUUCAGUUUCUCCAUGAGAAGAACAUCUCUCAUUUGGACCUCAAACCUCAGAACAUUCUUCUGAGUGGAAACACGUUAAAACUCGCAGAUUUUGGCUUUGCGCAGUACAUGUCCCCUUGGGAUGAGCAGCACGCUCUGCGAGGGUCUCCACUCUACAUGGCUCCAGAGAUGGUGUGCAGACGACAUUAUGAUGCUAGAGUUGACCUCUGGUCUGUUGGGGUCAUUCUUUAUGAGGCUUUAUUUGGCCGGGCUCCAUUUGCCUCUCGCUCAUUUGCUGAACUGGAGGAGAAAAUAUGCAGUGAGAAACCAGUCGAGCUGCCAUCUGGAGUGUGUGUUUCUUGUGACUGCAGAGAUCUGCUGCUGCGGCUGCUGGAGAGAGAUCCGGACGCUCGCAUCACAUUUGAUGAGUUUUUCCUGCAUCCCUUCGUAGACCUGGAACACAUGCCCAGCACAGACAGCCUCGGAAAGGCAAAAGUGCUGGUAUUGCAGGCAGUUCAGAAAGAUCAGGCUGGAGAGCAAUCUGCUGCGUUAUCUCUGUACUGUAGCGCACUCGAACACUUUGUUCCUGCUAUUCACUAUGAAACUGACCGACAGAGGAAGGAAGCACUGAGACAAAAGGUGAAUCAGUAUGUUUCUCGAGCUGAGGAACUCAAAGCUCUGGUCAAAUCAGACCACAAGAUCAGUUUUGAGCAGGCAAAAUCAACCAGGAAUAUAUUAAUAGAAAUGUCUAGAGAUCAGCCACGUUUACUAGCUGCCCUAGAGUUAGCAUCCACCGCUGUUGCCUGGGAGGAGAGCAGUGCGGAGGACUAUGACACUUUAGAUUUAUAUCAGCAGAGUUUGGGUGAGCUGCUGCUGGCGCUAGCAGCUGAAUCUCAAGGCCGUCGGCGCGAGCUGCUCCACAGUGAGAUCAAAAGUCUAAUGAGUCGAGCUGAAUACCUCAAAAAGCUGAUAAAGAUGCGGGAAACUCAGACCGAUGAAUCGCUGAAGAAAGACGCUGCAGCUGAAUCUGUGAGAUCCUCCUGUUGUUUACAGUGAGCUGCGGGUUCUCACCAAGGCAACAGGGAUGUAGCAUGUCACAUGACUAGAGAAUUCACAGGAUGUGAUUGGAUCUCUUCAUGUGUGAAUAAUGUGAUGUGACGCUCACCUGGCAGACUUUCAAACUGCUGACACUAUAUAGUUGCAGUGUUAAAACUCCUUUAACACUUUGUUUUCAUAUGGAAUCUUUGCAUUAAGAAAAAAUCUUUUACACCUGAAAGAAAUGGAUGUGCUGGACAUGUAAUGACUGCGAAAUCAUUGUUUCUUUCACACAAACACACACACACACACACACACACACACACACACACACACACACAAACACAAAGCUUCAAACCUGACCACAGGCCUACCACAGAGUCAGCCACUGCUCCACCAUGAGAGAGGUGUGGCUUUCUGUGUGUUUAUUCGGGGCUGGCUCACAUCACACUCCCUUACAGCACUUUACACGCUCAAUUUAUGGCCAUGUAAUGACAGACACAUAUCACACCGCUGGUUAGCAGCUUACAUUUGUGAUUUCACAUUGAAUUGCUGCACAAAACUCAAAAAAAGGGAGAUUUUAGUGCCGAUAGCUAUUGAUACUACUGACAAAUACAUCUUACAACAGAAUACUGAACGGUCUUUUUUUAUUUGAUUUUAUAAACAAUUUUUUGAUGUGUGAUUAUUUAUUGACUGCAUAAUCUAAGUUAAAUUGUGCAUUUUUCUCUCUUUUGGUAGCUAGAGUGUAUAUUUGCCUGCCUUAUGAAUUUUUUGUUGUCCAUAAAUUGUCGCUUCCUCUCUGCAUUCCUAUGGUAAUAUAAUUCCUCCCUCUGCAUUCCGCUUUCCUCUCUGGAAUAAAUCAGUCUGCAGAAACCAUCAUGCACACUUGAAGCUUUGUAGUACAUUAUAGAACAUUUCCAACAAAACACAUUACAGCAAAUAUAAAUGUAAGACACUAAACCUGUGAUUGGGCCAGUUUUAGUGAAGCGACAUACUUUGAAAC
This is a messenger RNA of Myxocyprinus asiaticus (Chinese sucker), 2645 nucleotides long. Its product is annotated as serine/threonine-protein kinase ULK3-like. Gene Ontology annotation, biological process: autophagy; autophagosome organization; peptidyl-serine phosphorylation. The record is from RefSeq and is a predicted model, not a curated record. Gene Ontology annotation, cellular component: cytoplasm; autophagosome. The coding region runs from base 257 to 1663 and encodes 468 amino acids. Gene Ontology annotation, molecular function: ATP binding; protein serine/threonine kinase activity. Lineage: Eukaryota; Metazoa; Chordata; Actinopteri; Cypriniformes; Catostomidae. The transcript has 16 exons.